Ciona intestinalis (vase tunicate) is the source of this 3477-nucleotide messenger RNA. Its product is annotated as SWI/SNF-related matrix-associated actin-dependent regulator of chromatin subfamily E member 1. Gene Ontology annotation, biological process: negative regulation of DNA-templated transcription. Gene Ontology annotation, molecular function: nuclear receptor binding; nucleosomal DNA binding. Gene Ontology annotation, cellular component: SWI/SNF complex. NCBI's taxonomy places the organism in Eukaryota, Metazoa, Chordata, Ascidiacea, Phlebobranchia, Cionidae. The record is from RefSeq and is a predicted model, not a curated record.
AUUUUGUAGAUUAAAUGUGCAUGAACUGCGUGGUUGUAUUUCUCGUUACAACAUAAAAGUUUCCGUUAGUACAUAAUCGUAUAGAGUUAGUUUGUUUCCUUUUAUUGCAUAUACAGAAACUGCGUAGUUAUUUGUCCCAGUCCCCUGCGCCUUCGAAUUUUCCUGGCGUAUUUUUGUGAGAAAUAGCUUUGCUUUCCGCUUGUGGUGAAUAUUGUUCGUGUGCGUUUGCGCUGUGGUCUUGAUUGUGGUGGCUCGACCAUCAACACAACCGAAAAGCGACAGAAUUUGAAAGUUUUGAGAUCUUAAUCACGCUUUGUACUAAGGAAUGUCCCGACGGAGCACAAGAGGUACAGUUGAUGCGAUAUCAAACUUAUCUGUGCCACCGAGCGCAUCCAAUCACAUUGCCCCGAGUACUAUGAUGUAUAUGAACAGCCAGUACAACCAUCCUGCCUGUAACAAACUAUUUCUUGGCCCAAACCUAUCCAGAGAUGGAAAAAGCCAUGGUUCUUCCACUGCUGUACCUAAAGCUCCAAAGGCGCCAGAGAAACCGCUGAUGGCUUACAUGAGGUACAGCCGGAAGGUGUGGGAUGAAGUCAAGGCAAACCAACCAGAUUUAAAACUUUGGGAAAUUGGAAAAAUCAUUGGGAAAAUGUGGAGAGAACUUCCAAGUGCUGAUAAGCAGGUGUAUAAUGCGGAGUAUGAAUCAGAGAAGGGUGAAUACCAAGAACUCCUCAAGUCCUACCAUAACUCCCCUGCUUAUCAAAGCUACUUGCAAGCUAAAGGUAGAGCUGAGGCUUUUGAAGCUGAGAGCAGGGCAAUGGAAAGGGAUGACUCUUGUAUCAGCAUUGAACCUGCUGAUGAUGGUUCAGGGGAUACUGAUGAAGGCUUCUCAGUAAAACAUGUUGCUGCUGCUCGGUUUCAGCGUAAUCACAGACUCAUGCAGGAUAUUUUAACCGAUCCAGCAGUGGUUCCUAGUGGUCGGGGCAUUGUGACACAACAGAGGUACGACAUAUUGAAGAAUCAAGUACAGUCGCUGCAGAAGCAUCAGAGCAAACUACAGACUGAGUUGGUUGAUAUUGAGAAUAACCAUGCUCACACAAAGAGGAAAUGGAAGGACCAGGGAAAUAAGUUUACAACUGAGAUGAAGAGGCUUAAGACAAUGACUCCACAGGAGUUCUAUGCCGAGUUCAAAAAGAAAGAGGAGCAACAAAAGCUACUCAGGGAAGAGAUGGAAAGAAAAAACAAAGAAAAGAUGGAGGCAAAAGCAGAAGAAGCUCGGAAGUUGGCAGAAAAAGAAAAGGAGGAGAAGAAGGAAGAGGAAGAGAAAAAAGAAGAAGGGAAAGAAGAAGAUGAGAAAAAAUCUGAAAGUGAGGAUAAAAUGGAGGUUACUACAAGUGAGGAAGCUGUGAAAGAUGAAACAGAGAAAAAAGAAGAGACACCAACAGAAGAUCAACCAAUAGAUAAGACAAAUGAAACAGAGGAAACAGAGUCCAAGGAAACAAAUAAUGAAGAGCAAAAUGAAGAAACCAAAGAUGAAGUUUCGAACACACAGACGGAUAUAAAAAGUUUGGAAAAAAACGAAGAAGAGGAAAAACAAGUUUGACAAAAUAAUAACAUUUUUAUUAUUCGGAUAAUCAUAUUUGUGUAUACUUUAACAAUGUGUUUAUUUGAGAUUUAUCUCUGUUCACCACACGUUGUUCCCCAGUUUAUGUUUGUAAGUACUGUAUGGAAAAGCGUAAUGACAAUAUUUUGUGUUGAUAUGAGUGCUUUUGACUGAUAGAUUCUUAAAUGUAACCAAUGGUUUCAUUUUAUUUUUUUGUACAGAUUACAUUCUUAGCAGGUAGUAUUUUUCAACGGAAGUCUGAAUUCUAAACUGUUUAAGAGAUAUGGCAUACCAAGGUGGAAUGAACAGUAAUACAGGAUGGCAGAACCAACAAUAUCAACAAGGUAGCCAAUACUCAAAUCAAGGAUAUGGUAACCAGUAUCCUUACAAUGGUCAGCAAUACAAUAAUAACCAGAUGCAAUUUCCAAAUUCAAAUCAGUUUAACCAAGGUGAUUAUCAGUAUCAAGUAGGACCUGGUCCCUCACAGAACAACCAACCACAAUCUACUAGAUCUGUUUCACCAGAGUUGGGUUCUUAUGGUGGGAAUAACGGCCUCAACAAUUUAAAAGGUGAUCUCAAUGACGGGUUUUCUAACUAUGGGAAUAGGUCCAUGACUCGAAGAUCCAUGUUUGGUCAGUCUGAUGACUAUAAAAGCCGUAAAAAUGCGGACAGAGGCAAUAGGCCAUCUUCACCGCCAGCUUGGCGUGGAUCUGGUUACCCAAACCGGAAAAGAACAAGAGCCGAAAGGAGAGCGGCUGCAAGGUCUACAAAUGGAGCCAAACGACGAAAAGACGCAUCCAACAUCAAUUCAAAAGAGGAGGGAGGAUCAAUCAAAGAGGAAGGGUCAUCAUCGUCAUCUCUGCGUCUGAAUAUCACAUUCUCGGAUGCAACUGACCUGUUGUCGAUGGCUGACGUGACGUAUCUUAAUGAUAUGUUGGGUCAAGCUAUGAUUGAUGACACGUUUCCUGAAAAUCCACCCAGUACGUAUGGUAUUAUACUCAUGAAGUCUGGGAUUAUUAGGAUUAAUUGCAAAGAUGAGACCUCCGUCACCACACUGAAGAAAUGGGUGGCUCAACUGCCCCCUAGACCAGAUGCUCCAUCUGGCUACACCGUCUUGGGACCUCAAGACAAACCUAAGGAACGCGUCUUUACUGUCUGGAUUCCUAGCCCGGGGUUGCGACAUAACCUUGAAAAGAUCCUUGUGGUAUUGGCACGACAAAACCCAGAUGUCCCAGUGAAUGAUAUCCGUAUUGUUAGCGUGGUGGGCAAAGACACUGAUCAUGGCUUCCACAUGCGUGUUGCUGUCAAGGUCUCAGCCCUCCCUAGUCUCUCUAAGGUAAACUUUCGUCUGAGCUUCCUUUUUGGACAAAUUCUUUUUAACGGAGACCAAAGGGUAGAAGCGGAAAAAAGAAAUAAUGAAGUACCAGAACUGGAAACUAAUUUAAACACAAAGGAUGUCCCUGCAGAGACCGGGUAAUAGCUUAGCUUGUUUACUUAAUCGAAAUGAUUGUACAGGCAUAGCUUGUCACAAAAUCACCUCGAUUUUGAACAACUAUUAAGGAAUUAUUGGCUGGUGCUAAACGCAGUGGGGCGCACAUUUAUAACUCUUAUGCCUAAGCCUUACUGUUCAUGCAAUAGACUUUAGUUCCUGACAUAGUAACAUAUCUAAUUUUCACAUGGUUCUAUUUAAUUGUAUUCUUACAGUGGGUUUAUUUGAGUGUUAUCUAUCUCUGAUUGCUAAUCAGCAAAUAUUGCUGUUAUUUAUGUUUGUGACAACUGUAAGUGAAAGUGUAUCAACAAUAUUAUUUUCGUUUUUUUUUUAACGUUAAUGCUCUUAAAUGAGGCAAAUGGUUUUAUUUAGUAAUUUUGUACAG